UGCCGUGGGCGACGGUCGGAGCAGCAGCCCUGGUCCAUCGCGCGUGCAGAGAAGAAACCAUACGAUGCGGCUUGGACUUCUCGUCCUCCUCAGCCUCGCGCUUUGCGCCGCACAAACGUCUGACAAUCAGAGCCACGCCUACUUUCCAGCUCCGUAUUUUGACGAAGGAGAAAACUUGAGUAGCCAGAACUGUGGAAACGAAACAAAUUGGCGGAAAUGGAAGAACGUGUUGGUUGAAAUUAAACGUGCUGGUUAUUUUUGCAUGGCACCAUUAAUAAUUAUUUCUCAAAGAUCUAUACUUGGAUUGGGUCAUUGCCGCCGUGGGUUUACAAGUGCUAGUGAUCUACGGGUAUUUCCGUAUAAUUGUGGUGGUCGCACAACAGAAGAGGAAUGCAUCAGACAAUCCGUCAAAGUACUGGAUGUAAUUGAAAUUGCCAUAAAUCUGACAGCUUCUAAAACACUCAUGAUUUAUAUAACUGAGAAAAUGCCGAGUGAGGUCGUAGCUCCCAUUUGUUUGUUUAACCGUGACAACGUAAUGGACUUGAAACUUCAAACAGAAUCAUCCUACUUUGAAUGGCAUUCAUUGUUGAGUGUGCCACCCAAUGAAGGAAUAAAGGCGGUCCUAAGCAACUGUAGCAGGGUUCUAAACAGGACUGAAUUGGAACAUUUGAAAACUAAUAGAAUUCCCAUCCAGAAUAUCCUGUGUGUCGAGAAUGGCACUAAUUUUAAUAAAUAUCUCAUCAAUUUCUACAAAGGCCGUUAUUUCUUGAGAGGUAUUAGAUAUUAUGGUUUGGAACGAAUACCUGUAUAUUUGGAUAUAUUGGCAUACAUGGACGAGAUCACAAGGCACGCAAAAGACAUUUAUGCUCUACGCCCGAUCCCGCAGACAAAACAACCGAGAGGAUUCACCGCGCCAGACAACCUCAGUUUCCCAAACUGUGGAAGUAAUCCGACGUCAACAAGAAGGAAACGAGGAAAUGACGAUUCUUCCGAAGAAUCAAAAGGGACCAAAUUUAUUUUACACGGAACAAUAGCUCAGAGAGGCAACCACCCAUGGCAUGCUUUCAUUAAGAAUUCUGAAACUAGAACAACCUGUGGCGGGACACUGAUUUCACCCACAGUUGUUUUGACUGCCGCACAUUGCAUCGAUGAAUCAGAAGCAGAGGACUUCAUAGUUACUAUCGGGAUGUAUGAUAGAAGACAAAGAACAGCUCCUGGUGUCCAGAGAAGAUUGGUCCGAAGUCUGACCGUGCACCCGAAAUAUAACGACACAGAAACCAAAAGCGACGUCGGUAUAAUGAUUUUGAGUGAAAAAAUUAGCAUAACCGCCCACGCCCGACCAAUUUGCCUGUGGAACGAGGACUCCAACUUGACUAGAGUGGCUGGAACUGAAGCUAUGGCUGUUGGGUUCGGGCUUGUCGACAACCACACGCGCACAGAUGAACUGCAAGAGGCUCGACUGCCGAUUAGAGAUCACAAAGAGUGCUACUUGUCAAGCAGGAGGUUUUUCGCGAAACAUUUAAGGCCGGGAGACAAUUUUUGCGCCGGUUACACGAACGGAACGACCACCUGCAACGGGGACAGCGGAGGCAGCCUUUCCGUGGAAAAAGACGGCCGUUGGUUCAUCAGGGGCAUUGUCAGCUUCGGAAAAUCAAAAAAAGUGAAGUUAGUGGACGGCAAUGAAGCAUGGUACUGUCACCAAAAUUACUAUUCUUUGUUCGCUGACGUCGCAAGUUACAUGGACUGGAUCGUGGAAAAUACGCCGGAAAUUUCAUUCCGAAAUUAAAUGUGGGGUUUUGAAACAAAAAGGUGUUUUAGCAAAAAGGGAAUUAAUAGUUAAUCAUUAGAAAAAUGUAGAUAGCAGACAGCAUUAUCUCUUAUCAAAAUAUAUUUUUACUGUCUUUUCUAAAAAAA
Messenger RNA from Cloeon dipterum, 1914 nucleotides. Its product is annotated as transmembrane protease serine 9-like. Bases 65 to 1786 code for a protein of 573 amino acids. Gene Ontology annotation, biological process: proteolysis. NCBI's taxonomy places the organism in Eukaryota, Metazoa, Arthropoda, Insecta, Ephemeroptera, Baetidae. Gene Ontology annotation, molecular function: serine-type endopeptidase activity. The record is from RefSeq and is a predicted model, not a curated record. The transcript has 12 exons.